This is a messenger RNA of Schizophyllum commune H4-8, 1998 nucleotides long. RefSeq lists its product as uncharacterized. Bases 1 to 1998 code for a protein of 665 amino acids. The record is from RefSeq and is a predicted model, not a curated record. The transcript is spliced from 11 exons. Lineage: Eukaryota; Fungi; Basidiomycota; Agaricomycetes; Agaricales; Schizophyllaceae.
AUGAGUACGACCAGCAAUACAAGUGCCAGCGCCAUGGACUGCUUCUACAUCCUGAUAAUCGCGCCCUACAAGAGCGAUAACAAGUACAUCAACCUUGGCGAUGCUUCUGGAUAUUCAAAGGUUAAGGACGGCGCUCGCGGGGCGCCUCUCGGAAUUCGGAUCCUCCGAACUUUCUUGGACAAUUUUGGUCUCAAAACCCAUGCUAUAUGCGCUGCACGCCGUUCUUAUACUCAUUCAUAUAACGCUCUUGGUGAUAUGCAAGUUGCAUAUCGAGGAGCGUAUCUUCAUCCCACUGUCGGAACAUUGGAUUGGGAGGACGUCGACUGCCAUGACGGUCGUGGCGACAGGCUUUGCAACACGCUGCUAGUGUGGCUCGCACAGCGGCACGCGAUGAGGUGUCUGCUUUUGGCCCCUACAAAAAAGGCAGCGGGAAUACACGAUGAGUUCAAUGCGUGGAUUGGCCUCGGCUCCGCCCUCUUGACGCUAUACAAGCAAUUCUCGACACCCACUGCCGCCGACAAAGGAUACCAUGCCCAGUCCUCAGAUGCGCAAAGCAUCCUCGGUGGCGCAUCGAGCUUGCUGCCGUUCCUCGCGAUUCAAGACUACGAGUCGACCAUUGGGCUGGUCAACGCUACAAUGUACGAUCGCCUCGCUGCCAACAGUGGCGCGCUCAACACCACCGUGAAUGCGACGACCUUUGACGUUACAUGCGGAGCGCUUGAGUCUUUGCGCGUCGUCAGCAACAAUACGGACCCCCACAGCGGCGAGGUGACUUCGUAUAGUGUCUCGCAUGUCUAUCCCAAUGGCACUCGGCAACGCAACAUCGAUCUGGCAUACCUAGCUCAGAACAAUACCAUGAUAUUCACCCAGCAUGACGUUUCGGCAAACAGGCACUAUAACGCGGAGAAUCGCAGCUUCUACGUCUACGGAACAUACGACAUCCAGGACUCGACAGGGCGACUCCUCCCUCAUCUCGAGCUACCGCAGCGGUUCAAUCACUCAAGGAACAUCUCUAUGAUUGGUUGCAAUAUAUACAGCUACAAUCAUACAAUCAAGGUCGAUACGCAGACGCGUUUGCCGCUAUCCGGUGAAGUUCCGAGCCUUCGCAAUACCUCGAGAUGGUUCAGCUGGGAACCGCAGCCGCUCAUCUCUCCGAUUGGGCUGAACAUCUUGGACUUGUGGACCAGGGCUUUUCGAGAGCAGUACACUACUUCCCUUUCGUUGUCUGGAACAGCCGCCAGCUCCGUCACUGGAAGUUCUCACCUCGGCUUCAUGGAAAGCUUCGUGAUGGCCAUCUUAAACCUCCAGGAAUCCGACUCGGAGGGAUACGUCAGUUCUGUGCCGCAUCUGCAAGCACGGGGUCGUGUCCAGCUCCAUGAUAUGGAGAACUCGCUCAGACGACUUGCAGCCGCCUACUUUUGGUCGUUCAACCAAAUCGACUCCAACAAUCGAUACGGCAUAGAACGCACCGCGACCGUAUCUAUCUCGAUUCCUCGACUAGUUCCACAACUUCAGCUCAACGAAUUACCUAUAUGCAUUGGUCUCGUCGUCUCGACAAUACUCGGAAUGACCUGCGUCUUACUAUCGCGGCGCUUGGGUCCAAAGAGGAAGGAAAAAGUACCCGAUUCCCUGGGUUUACUACAAUUCCUCUGGCUCGUCUGUUGCACUAUGUCAGAAGUCCAGCACAACGUCAAAGGUGUUGUCGAGCCGGACGAGGAUACUUUGCGCAAGGAGUGCGAUAAGACGAGGGGUGAAAACGUCGAAGGGAUCUCGAGCAGGGCCUCUACCAACGUUGGAGAGGGUUCGCCUGGCAAGACUGGCACACCGAAGGCGGCAAGGACUCCACCGGCUGCACCUAGCACUGCGACGCUGCAACCACCGGAGGAAAUCGCCAAAAGCACGUCGCGCGAAAUACAGCAGGAGUCAACUGCAGUGCCGAAAAAGAGAACCAAUAAUGUCGAACAGGACGACGAGCUUCUGUUACCAACGCUGGCUUGA